AUGGCCGCUGGGGUGACGCUUAGUCCUGCCAAUGCUGGAUACACACCGGCAGAGCUCGCGCAUCAAGUUAAUGACUCUGGCGCAUCUCUCAUAUUCCUCGCCCCGUCCCAUUUGGCUUUAUUCGACAAAGCACGCCCACUCCUCAAACGCUCCUUUUCCCCCGACCGAAUCGUCCUCCUCUCAGAGAACCCCACGUCACCUUAUAAGACAAUCUACGAUAUCCUCGGACCCAAGAUCACCACUCAACAUUUCGACCGCGCCGACGCUGGGGCAACUGCCUGGCUAUGCUAUUCUUCAGGAACGACUGGGCUUCCCAAAGGCGUAAUGACGAGCCACUUUAACAUCACGAGCCAGAUCCAAGCCGGUAACGUCGGGUUCCAACGUAUGAGGCCCGGCGACGCCGUCUUAGCGUUCAUCCCGUAUAGCCACAUCUACGGGGCAGUUAUCGGGCUGUUACAGCCCAUCUCACAGGGCGCUGCUACCGUCGUCCUGCCCAGAUUUGACGAGGUACCAGUCCUAAAAGCUAUCGAGAAGUUCAAAAUCACGUUGGGAUUAUUCGUUCCACCCGUCUUCAUCGUUCUCCUAAACUCACCCCACGUGAAGAAAUACGACCUAUCCUCCCUCAAGACCAUCAUGUCCGGUGCGGCCCCACUCUCUGCCGAACUACUACACGCUUUUACCGCCCUCAUUCCUCAAUGCCGUAUAAUCCAGGCUUAUGGCAUGACCGAAACCUCCCCAAACAUUGCCAACAUGCACCGCGGCAUCUCGGUCGGCCGUGAAUACUCGGUUGGUCGCCUUCUUCCAGGUUUCCAAGCACGCCUAGUCAAGGAGGACGGGGAGGAUGCCGACUCGUCAAAGGGCGAGGCGGGGGAACUGUGGGUUCGAGGUCCCUGCGUUAUGAAGGGGUACCAUAACAACCCCGCUGCGACCAACGACACCAUCGCUCCAGGAGGAUGGUUGAAGACGGGAGACGUGGUUACCCGCGAUGCCGACGGGUGGAUCAGCGUCGUGGAUAGGAAGAAGGAACUCAUCAAGUAUAAGGGGUUCCAGGUCGCCCCAGCUGAGAUGGAGGGCCUACUCAUCCAACACCAAGACGUGCUUGAUGCCGGCGUGGUCGGCGUAUACGAUCCCAAACAGGCCACCGAACUGGUUAGGGCGUACCUCGUCCUCGGCGGGGAAGAUAAGGAGAAAGUAGCACAAGACGUCGCUUCGUGGGUUACGCAACAGGCCGCCAAAGCCAAGCAUCUCUCGGGAGGCAUAGUGGUUCUCGACGCGAUUCCCAAGAGUCCAAGUGGGAAGAUUCUGCGCAAGCUCCUCCGAGAGCGGGCGAAGAAUGAUACGGAUACCGUGUUCGCCAUGCCACGGACGGCUAAGCUGUAA
Cutaneotrichosporon cavernicola is the source of this 1380-nucleotide messenger RNA. RefSeq lists its product as uncharacterized. Gene Ontology annotation, molecular function: CoA-ligase activity. The record is from RefSeq and is a predicted model, not a curated record. Gene Ontology annotation, biological process: secondary metabolic process. The coding region runs from base 1 to 1380 and encodes 459 amino acids. NCBI's taxonomy places the organism in Eukaryota, Fungi, Basidiomycota, Tremellomycetes, Trichosporonales, Trichosporonaceae. The transcript has 3 exons.